UACUCACCACAGCCCUACCAGAGGGCCGAUGGCAGCGCGUUGCAGCAGACCUCUGAAAAGCAGAAUUACCUCGUGGUGACACACUAUUAUUCAAGGGACCUCAAAAUAGCUCACCUCUCUUCAACGUCCAGCAUUCCAGUCAUCAACAGGCUAAAAGCAGGCUCAAUCUACCUGAGAUGGGGGAUACCACUCCAACUGGUCUCCAGUCUACUAUGGAUGAGGAGAUAGAGGAGGGGGUUCCUACCUCUAAGACCACUCUGUCUGGGGAACAUGGCCACCAGAGCAAAGCUAAGAGCCCAGAGCAGCAGCAGAGAGCAGACUCCCCUGGACCCAGCUGUGCAUGCAGCAUGAAUAGCAUACGUAACCUGUUCACAAAGAGGAAGAAGAAGAAGAAGAAGAAGGAGAAGCCAAUGCAUAGACAAAGCCCAGAGCAGCAGGAGAGAGCAGACUCCCCUGGACCCAGCUGUGUCUCCAUGAAGAGUGACCGCUCUAUGGGACUACCUCCUGACCUAAAAGAUGGACGCCCCUCCAGAGAGGAGAGGAGGCAGGAGAGAGCAGACUCCCCUGGACCCAGCUGUGUCUCCAUGAAGAGUGACUGGUCCAUGGAUAGACCUCCUAACCUUAAAGAUGAACGCCCCUCCAGAGAGGAGAGACCACACCAGAAGAAUUUAAAGGUUACCAGGCCUGUACAGCAGCAUCAAACAGAGCUGAUCAAGAGGGCUGAGGAUAUCGCACAUGCUUUCCUCGACAAGGAGCUGAAGAAGCUCUGGAGGGAUCUCUUCUCAGAUUACCCACAAUGCUCAGAGGGUCAGAGAGUGGAGGGGGAGGAGGUGGAUGGUAAGAACGAGGAGCAGAGGAGGCGCGCCAUAGAGGGAGUGGUGGACAUCACAAAGCUCUGCCUGAUGGAGAUGAACCAGGAGGAACUGGCCGACACACUGUGGGCCGGAUCUGCUGCUGUUGAGUGCCAACGUAAAAUUAAGUCCAAUUUGAAGAAGAAGUUCAGGUGUGUGUUUGAGGGAAUCGCUAAAGCAGGAAAGCAAAUAGAUCUGAACGACUUCUACACAGAGAUCUUCAUCACAGAAGGAGGCAGUGGAGAGGUCAACAAGGAACAUGAGGUCAGACUGAUUGAAACAGCUUCCAGGAAACCAGUCAAGGAAGAAACACCAAUCAGAUGUGAGGACAUCUUUAAACCCUUACCUGGACACGUUCGACCAAUCAGGACGAUAAUGACAACUGGAGUGGCCGGCAUUGGUAAAACCGUCUUAACACACAAGUUCACUCUGGGCUGGGCUGAAAGCAAAACCAACCAGGACAUACACUUCACAUUUCUCCUCACUUUCAGAGAGCUGAAUUUACUGAAAGGGAAAGAGUUUAGCUUGGUGGAACUUCUUCAUCAACUCUUUAUUGAGACCAAAGAAGCAGGAAUCUGCAGAUUCGACCGGUUCCAAGUUGUCUUCAUCUUGGAUGGUCUGGAUGAGUGUCGACUUCCUCUGGACUUCCAGAACAACCCGAUCUGGACUGAUGUCACAAAGUCCACCUCGGUGGACGUGCUGCUGACCAACCUCAUCAGGGGCGACCUGCUUCCCUCUGCUCGCAUUUGGAUAACCACACGCCCUGCGGCAGCCAAUCAGAUCCCUGCUCAGUGUGUUCACAUGGUGACAGAGGUGAGGGGGUUCACGGACCAACAAAAGGAGGAGUACUUCAGGAAGAGAUUCAGAGAGGAGACGAUGGCCAGCACAAUCAUCUCCCACGUCAAGAAAUCACGAAGCCUCCACAUCAUGUGUCACAUCCCAGUAUUCUGUUGGAUCACUGCUUCAGUUCUGGAGGACAUCUUCAAAAAAUCCCAGAUCGAAGAGAUGCCCAAGACCGUGACUCAGAUGUACAGCCACUUCCUGAGGGUUCAGUCCAUACAGGGGGACAGGAAGUACCAUUGGAGAUCUGAAACAGAUCCACACUGGAGUUCAGAGAACAGGAAGAUCAUUGUUUCUCUGGGAAAACUUGCUUUUAACCAGCUGGAGAAAGGCAACCUGAUCUUCUACGAGUCAGACCUGGCAGAGUGUGACAUCAAUAUCAGAGCAGCCUCAGUGUACUCAGGAGUGUUCACCCAGAUCUUUAAAGAGGAGUGUGGGAUGUACCAGGACAAGGUGUUCUGCUUUGUCCAUCUGAGCCUCCAGGAGUUUCUGGCUGCCCUUUAUGUCUUUUUGACCUUCAUCAACGAUGGUGUCAAUGUGCUUUCAGAAGAACCACCCACCUCUGGGCAAGAUAAACUCCUCCUCCUCUACCAGAGGGCUGUGGACAAGGCCUUACAGAGUGAGAACGGACAACUGGACUUGUUCCUCCGCUUCCUCCUGGGCCUCUCUCUGGAGACCAAUCAGAUUGUCCUACGAGGUCUGCUGGGACAAACAGGAGCGAGCUCACUGACCAAUACAAAAACAGUGUCUUACAUCAAGGAGAAAAUAGAUGGAGAUCUCUCUCCAGAGAGAAGCAUCAAUCUGUUCCACUGUCUGAAUGAGCUGAACGACCGUUCUCUAGUGAAGGAGAUCGAACAGUACCUGAAAUCAGGAAGUCUCUCCGGAAAAUCUCUCUCUCUUGCUCAACUGUCGGCUCUGGCCUUCAUCCUAGUGACAUCAGAAGAGGAGCUGGACGUGUUUGACCUGAAGAAAUACUCUACUUCAGAGGAGGGUCUUCUGAGGCUGCUGCCAGUGGUCAAAGCCUCUAAAACAUCUCUGCUCAAUGGCUGUCAUCUGUCGGAGAGAUGCUGUGAAGCUCUGGCCUCAGAUCUCAGCUCCAACUCCUGUUGUCUGAGAGAGCUGGACCUGAGUACCAAUGAUCUGCAGGAUUCAGGAGUGAAGCUGCUCUCUGCUGGACUGGGGAGUCCACACUGUACACUGGAAACUCUCAGCUUGUCUGGCUGCCUGGUCACACAGGAAGGCUGUGCUUCUCUGGCCUCAGCUCUGAGCUCCAACCCCUCCCAUCUGAGAGAGCUGGACCUGAGCUACAAUCACCCAGGAGACUCUGGAGCUGCGCUGCUCUCUGCUGGACUGGAGGAUCCACGCUGGAGACUGGACACUCUCAGUGUGGAGCACGGUGGAGUUGGGAGGCUGAAACCAGCUCUAAAGAAGUAUGCCUUUGACCUCACACUGGACCCCAACACGGCCCACAGAGAACUCUCUCUGUCUGAGGACAACAGGAAGGUGACGCGGGUUGAAGAGGACCAGUCGUAUCCGGAUCACCCAGACAGAUUUGACUCGAGGUCCCAGGUGUUGGGUAGAGAGGCUCUGACUGGCCGCUGUUACUGGGAGGUAGAGAGGGAAGGACAUGUUGAGAUAGGAGUGACAUACAGAGGAAUCACAAGGAGAGGACGGGGUGGUGACAGGAGGCUUGGAGGGAACAACAAGUCCUGGAGUUUUGAUUGUUCUGUUGGUGGUUACUCUGCCCGGUACAACGGUAGAGAGACAGGCCUCCCUCUCCCCCCCGCUGGCUCCACCAGAGUAGGAGUGUAUCUGGACCGGCCUGCUGGCUCUCUGUCCUUCUACAGAGUGUCCCCAGGUGGAGGAGGGUCCUCAGACACACUGACACACCUCCACACC
Messenger RNA from Gadus chalcogrammus (walleye pollock), 3590 nucleotides. RefSeq names its product NLR family CARD domain-containing protein 3-like. The transcript is spliced from 12 exons. The record is from RefSeq and is a predicted model, not a curated record. The annotation marks the transcript as partial. Gene Ontology annotation, molecular function: protein binding. NCBI's taxonomy places the organism in Eukaryota, Metazoa, Chordata, Actinopteri, Gadiformes, Gadidae.